ACACGUCACUCGCCAGGCUGGCUGGCUGGCUGGCUGGCUAGUAAGUAUUUGGCGGUGUGGUGUGUGCGGUCGGACUGUGGUUGUGUCUCAGGUCUGGUCGUGUUGACAAACGACACACUUCGGACGCAAUUUCAUCGCGGGAGAGAUGGGAAUUCAGAAGAGAUGGCUCUAAAACGAAUUGCCCUGCCGCUGCUGGCCCUGUGCGGGCUGGUGGCUGUCGGUAAUGCUCUACGUUGUAACUGCACAAACUGUGAGAAGCAAGGCUAUGAGUGCGAGACAGAUGGCGCCUGCAUGGCCUCCACAUACUUCAUCCAGGGGAAGGAGCAACACGUACGCAUCUGUAUUAACCGGGACAAUCUGGUCCCCCCUGGACAGCCCUUCUACUGUCUGAGCGCUGAAGGCCUGCUCAACACACAUUGCUGCUAUGAAGAUUACUGCAACAGUAUUGACCUGAAAGUCCCUGUCCCAACAACAGAAGUAUGGUCGGGCCCAGGGGGCUCCUGGGGGCCGGUGGAACUGGUGGCGGUCAUCGCAGGGCCAGUGUUCCUACUCUGCGUGCUGCUGAUGGUCGGAGUAUUUCUGUUCCAGUAUCAUCAGAGGGCUUACAGCCACAGGCAGAGGCUGGAGGUUGAGGACCCAUCCUGUGACCAUCUGUACUUGGCCAAGGACAAGACCCUGCAGGACCUCAUCUAUGACAUGUCCACCUCUGGAUCAGGAUCUGGUUUGCCCCUGUUUGUGCAGCGGACGGUGGCUAGAACCAUUGUGCUACAGGAGAUAAUAGGAAAAGGACGUUUUGGGGAGGUGUGGAGAGGGAAAUGGAGGGGAGGAGAUGUGGCGGUGAAGAUCUUCUCAUCCAGAGAGGAGCGCUCCUGGUUCAGAGAGGCAGAGAUCUACCAGACAAUCAUGCUGCGCCACGAAAAUAUCCUGGGAUUCAUAGCAGCAGACAAUAAAGACAAUGGCACAUGGACUCAGCUGUGGCUGGUGUCAGACUAUCACGAGCAUGGCUCUCUUUUCGACUACCUGAACCGCUACUCUGUCACCAUCGAGGGCAUGAUUAAACUGGCCCUGUCUGCUGCCAGCGGCCUGGCACACCUACACAUGGAGAUCCUCGGCACUCAGGGUAAACCUGGCAUUGCUCACCGUGACCUCAAGUCUAAAAAUAUCCUGGUCAAGAAGAAUGGCAUGUGUGCUAUAGCUGACCUCGGCCUGGCAGUCCGCCACGAGUCCAUCACAGACACAAUCGAUAUAGCACCGAACCAGCGCGUGGGCACUAAGAGGUAUAUGGCUCCAGAAGUCUUGGACGAAACCAUCAACAUGAAACACUUUGAUUCCUUUAAGUGUGCUGACAUUUACGCGCUGGGUCUGGUGUACUGGGAGAUUGCACGUCGCUGUAAUGCAGGAGGUAUCCACGAGGAGUACCAGCUGCCCUACUACGACCUGGUGCCCUCUGACCCCUCCAUAGAGGAGAUGAGGAAGGUGGUGUGUGACCAGAAACUGAGGCCCAAUGUGCCCAACUGGUGGCAGAGUUACGAGUCACUGCGUGUGAUGGGCAAGAUCAUGAGGGAGUGCUGGUACGCCAACGGAGCAGCCAGACUGACUGCCCUGCGCAUCAAGAAGACCCUGUCUCAGCUCAGCGUGGAGGAGGAUGUCAAGAUGUGAGCGGCCAGGCGGCGUUUGAGGAAACGGGCGAGCUGGAGACGCACAACCAGACCACACUCCCCUAGGAAAACAAACACUAAAGACAGACUGCAAAUGAAAACCCUGCCAGUUUUAAAGCCACACUCCAAGUUGUGACAAGGCCUACCUCACCUUUUUAGCCAAAACUACUGAGAGUCACCCUUCCCCUUCCUGACUUUACUCCCGCCUUCCCCUUUGUUCCUCGUGUCUCCUCCCUCUUCCCUUCGAUCCCUAUUUCUCCAUGGGCCACAACACUAAAGCACUACCACUGUUAAUAUCAUCACACGUUUGUUUUCAUUUCCCAUGGCAGGAAUUCUUACAACUGUACAGUGACGGGAUUUCUUUAGUUUGUUUGUUUGUUUGCUCUUUUUUUUACCUCUCAGAAAUGUGUCCCAUAAUGGACUGACCUUGUCCAGAAGAGUCGAGAACAUUGUGGCUUUUACGUUUGAGAUAACACUUCAUAGUCUGUUGGCCAUGCAACACAUCACAUUCUGUUGAGCGAGUGAGUGAGUGUGUGGGGGGGGGGGCUGAAGCACUGUUUUCUAGCCGUGAGUGUGUGAGAGGUGUCUGGACUACUAGCAUGUUUUUAAGACACUAAGACGUCCUCAUUAGACAAAUCAAGUAAUGGGACGUUUGGUAGUUAAGCAUGAACAGCCGCUAAACGAAAACAGAAAUUAGGUGCACUCAACUGUAGCUUCCUCAUCACGUGUGGCUCCUUCAGGUGUCUCAUACCGGAUGUGGUCCACUCCUGGUGUUCGUUUUUGAAAUGUGGCAGGGAUAAUGUUUUGGGAUGGUUUUUAUUUAUUUGUUGAUAGUUUUUAUUUCAUUCUUGUUGAAGAAAAACACUGUGAGAUGAGAUGUGACAAACCAGAGCCUUGACGCGAAAACAAGUCGUUCAGUCGAGUCUUCAUCUUUCAGACGUUAGAUUUUAAGGGGUCGUCGCAUUCAUUUAAUAAGAGUGCAAACGUGGAUGUAGCCAUAGCGACCCCGUUUGUGACAGGCAAUGACAUCGUGCACACUGAGCAAAUAAGAGGCGUAUGAAAUGGCAAUGAAAAAUACUGUUUUUUUUAAAUAUAUUUUUGUGUUUUGUGUAAAGACAUCAUGAUGGGUGUUUACUUUUGACUUUGACAUUAGACACUACUGAUGAUGGGUACAUAUGAUUUGUAUAUAAAAUAUGCAUUUUUUUUUCCUUUUUAAUGCCACAAGCACCAGUGUGACAUUUGAACAGUGAUGGUUUUGCUUGAACGGUACUUUCGGAAGUCUGUUGUUUUGAUCUGUCUGCAUGGUUUCUAACUGUGCCGGGAAAUGGGCUGUGUCAUCUGCUGGAAUUUGUUUUUUAACCUGCUCCUCUUAUGACAAUGUUUGGUGGUACUACUGAUCCCAGAUAAUUUUACUGCGACAUGUUUAUUUUUUAAUGUAUAAUUGUUGGCUUUGUUGAGUUCUUUUCAGAGCUCGGUAACGCAGAUCUGUUUCCAUAAAAUGUCCUCCGGGGUGACAUCUCUUUCUCAUCGACACUGGAAUAUUUAGGAGCAUCGUGUAACCUUGAAUUCUGAAACUGCCAACGGCUAUUUAUUCAGAGACAGAGACAGCUGCUGACAGUUCACACAGGGAACAUAAGGUUAGAUGUGAAAAGCAGUUGAGACGUUUUUACCCUCAAAGACUGACGUGCUGUAAAGUGAAACUGCAUGUUUUCAUUCUACUUCAAGUCUGUCUGCAGACUAAACUAUGAAAGUAUUACACUGACGUUUGUCACCGUUGGGCUCUGCACUGUUAUGUCCACAUGGACUUUAGUUAAUGUUAGUUCUGUCAUCACUUGAUCCAGAAUCCAUGUCAUGUUAGAAUCCAUUUUUGCAUGCUGUCUCAACACUGGGUCCUCUGAACCGAGGUUAGAUGAACUUGAGACUUCCCUCCCCCCUACCUGUUGUUGUUUUUUCUUCCUUUUUUGUUCGCAUCGUUGGCUGUGUACCCCAGAAAUGUUGCUGCUACUGAUAACAUGGGUAGAAGUUCAGCAGGCAGAUCAGAGAAGGGGAGAUGGGAGGGGGGCAAAUGUGAGGCUGCUGUCAGUUGAACCAAAAUUGUCAAAACACUCUUGUCCAUGUUUGGUUUGUUGCCAUGGGUAUAUGACCAUCAGACAUCCUGUUCAUAAGUAAUACUUCAAGAUUUCAAAUCAUGUUGUGCAAAUCUUUUCAGACUUAGUUGAAAAGUGUAUAUAGAUGAUAUACAAUAAAGUCCUCUUUUUCUUA
Molecule: messenger RNA, 3920 nt
Organism: Acanthopagrus latus (yellowfin seabream)
Lineage: Eukaryota; Metazoa; Chordata; Actinopteri; Spariformes; Sparidae
Gene: acvr1ba
Product: activin A receptor type 1Ba
Exons: 9
Coding region: 163-1659 (498 amino acids)
Biological process (GO): protein phosphorylation; nervous system development; cellular response to growth factor stimulus
Cellular component (GO): activin receptor complex; plasma membrane
Molecular function (GO): activin receptor activity, type I; activin binding; ATP binding
Source: RefSeq, a predicted model, not a curated record